Phlebotomus argentipes is the source of this 1536-nucleotide messenger RNA. Its product is annotated as T-cell activation inhibitor, mitochondrial. The transcript is spliced from 7 exons. The coding region runs from base 87 to 1526 and encodes 479 amino acids. Gene Ontology annotation, cellular component: mitochondrion. Lineage: Eukaryota; Metazoa; Arthropoda; Insecta; Diptera; Psychodidae. The record is from RefSeq and is a predicted model, not a curated record.
UCCUCAUUCAAGAAACGCGUAGAAGGGUGAUUCUGGCCUUUUCCAAGCACUUCCUGGGUGUCUUCGUGUGGAAGUCCCUCAGCGGGAUGUACCGCUGUGGGCAGCAUGUGUUCCCCAAGUCCGGAUAUAAAGGAAACCUCUCUGGAGGGCUCAGGUUCCUGAGCAAUUCGGAGAUUGCCACCGUCCUGAGGCCAUUCUACUUCGUGGUGCAUCCGGAUCUGUUUGGACGCUUCCCAGAUCAGCGGGCCGUCAAUGAAGAGUCCCUGAAGCUCCUGAGUGCUCACUUGGAGGCCCUCAACAAGCGACGAGUCCUGCAGUCAACACCCACCAUGCUUCCCUUCUAUCUGAGAUCCCCACAGACCAAUAAUCCAGGCAAGAUGGUGAGAGUUCCUGUGGAGAGGUCAGCUGAUGCGAAGAGAGUGCUGAAGAAGAUUCUCCAGUCUUGUGAAUUAUCGACUGAAUACCUCGAUAAGAUUCCACAGAUGCCAGAAAAGCCAGAACUGAAACGAGUCAAUUACAAUUUUACACAACAGGAUCCGGAAGAUAUCUUCUCAGAUGAAUAUGUGAUAUUCCAGAACAUCAACAAGGUCAAGGAUGACAAAACUCUCAACGGAUGGCUGAAGAACAAUAUUAAUACGGCGCUCGAAAGGAAAAAUUCCUUGCUAGGAUUGCGAGAAGAGAUCAAGAAGCUUGAGGAAAGAGUUGUGGAGAGAUUGAAGCUGAAAGACUUGAGGUACGAGUGUGGCUGGAAUGUUGAACACUAUCGAGCUUGUCUCCGGAGCCUCGAGAGCCUAGCUAAUCUUCAUCCGAAAGAUCUCUCGCGCCUGGAGAAUCGCAUUUUAGUCUUCGCCGCCUUCACAGGCAUCAGCCUGGACGGUCAUGUGAUGCUCUUCACGGGCGAUGUUCAGCACAAUUGGAUGGAUUUUAUCAGAAACAUCCCCAAGCACGAUGCUUACCUGAAGAAGAUUCCAGCGUAUGAAUACGCCUUAUCGCAGAUUCUGCGGAAGAUCAAAAUCGGUCGCAGGAAGUUCAUGCCAAAGACACAAGCGGGAUUUUACACGAAUCACCUGAGAAAGGUCACCACGACGUUAUUGGACUACUUAGGACGACAGCAGUAUCCGAAUUCCUGGCCAGAUGACCUUAGUGAAUACGAGAUUGUGAUAGAAUCGGAAGCUGGACCACUUAUGGUGAGCCCCACUGGUCAAUUCAUCGCUCCGUCAACGUGUCCAGGAGGAAUUUUGGUGGACUUUAUCACGAACAAUUUGUCAGAGGCUCGCGACCGUGCCACACUGUACAAUAGCACUAAGCAUGUGGAAAAGGACCUGCACAGCAAAUGUGUGACUAGUCUUCGGCUCUCCAGCUUGACGAAGGAUGAUUCUGUGACGCCGGAGAAGAUGAUAAAGUGCCUGGAACGUCUUCUCUGUGAGACCAAACUCAAUUUCGUGGGCUGUGAUGUCUUCAUCACGCACUACUACUCCGUACUAGCCGACGGGACCGUCUGUAUCCCGUGGGAUUGGAAAAUGUAAAUAAAAUGGU